Messenger RNA from Ciona intestinalis (vase tunicate), 1359 nucleotides. The record is from RefSeq and is a predicted model, not a curated record. Lineage: Eukaryota; Metazoa; Chordata; Ascidiacea; Phlebobranchia; Cionidae.
CAUGGUCACUACGUGCCCAAUAGCGCGUUCUUUUGGAUCAAGAAGUCACUAACGUAAUAGCUUUAUUAACGUUUAUUUAGGUUAGGAAAAUGUCGUUUGUAAAGGCCCAGAAAGCUCGCCAAAAGCCUCACAGAGAGCGAGGACAGGUUUCUGGUAGAGAAGGUCUUGGACUGUUGGAAAAGAAGAAAGAUUACAAAUUGCGAGCACGAAGUUAUAAAGAAAAAGAAAAACAACUCAAGGCGUUGCGAAAAAUUGCGCAAUCAAAAAAUCCAGAUGAAUUUUACUUUGGAAUGAUCAAAACAAAAUUAACGGAUGGGGAACAUGUGAAAGAUUUUAUACGUGAAGAACAAACUGCUACACCUGCUCAGAAAAUGUUAAUGGAGACUCAAGAUUUGAAUUAUGUCAAGUGGAAACUGCAGAUUGAAAAGAAGAAAAUUGAAAAAUUAGAGAACAGAAUUCAUUUUGUUGAUGGAACAACAAACAAACAUAUUCGAUUUAUUGAUUCAAAUGAAGAAAUUCCAUUGGAGAAACCCAAAACUAACACAGAGGGAACUGCAAGUAAACGUCUUGUAAGAGAAAUUGAACAACGGAAAACCAGAGUAAAAGAACUGCAGGCAGUUGUAGACAAAUUGACAAUUCAAAAAAUUUUGAGCACAGAUAAAGCUGUUAAAGAUCGAGAUUUGGUAAAACGAGAAGAUGCAAGCUCUGCAGCUAUUUAUAAGUGGAAGCCACUCCGAAAACGCUAAUUUUUAUCUGGAGAAUCAACUUGGUUGUUUGGAUGUGCUGCCUUAAAUGCUGGAUGCUCUUCCAGUGUGGCAUUGAUGCGUGAUAUAAUAGGAAAUUGAGACAUGUCAACUUUGAAUCUAAUUGCAUUUCCAACCUGAAAUGGUUUUACAAUUCUUAAGUUGUUAAGGUGCAACAGAAAAAUAUCUUUUUUUAUACCUGUGGUACAAGGAAGGCAUCUGCCAUUGUAAUGUCGUCACCUACACAAUAUUUUCCAGCACAGUUUUGCAACAUUUUUUCCAGUGCUUGAAAGCCAACAUCGAUCCAAUAUUUGCCCCAAUCCAUUCUUGUCUCACCUACUUUAUUUAACACAGCAAGAUUUUGAAUAGGCUGGAUACCUGAACCAAUCAUCUGUAUAUUGGUAAAAUAUGCUAAUUUUAAUUAGGGUAAAUGUGACCUGAAGCUGAAGGAGUAUUUAAAUGCAGCAACUAAAGUUUUACAAAUAGAAUCUGAUUCGUGUUAUCUGGGGCUGAACAUAAUAACUUAAAAAAACUAUAUAGUUACAAAUUUAAAGUAAUGCUAGAAGCCUAGAACAGUAUGCAACAUCAAGAACCUUGUAGUGAAAUACCUCGCAAA